This is a messenger RNA of Sphaeroforma arctica JP610, 216 nucleotides long. RefSeq lists its product as hypothetical. The annotation marks the transcript as partial. The transcript has a single exon. Lineage: Eukaryota; Ichthyosporea; Ichthyophonida. The record is from RefSeq and is a predicted model, not a curated record.
AUGCCUGUGCUGUGUGUAGGUGUCUUCGAGGGACUCAACGUCGACAUUGAAGACGAACUCGGUAAGCUGCUCAUGGACGAAGAGACUAUUGACCGGUUACACAAAAUAGCACACUUUAUGGGGAAGAUCAAAGACGAUGCCUAUCUCGCACGUUACAUUGAAAUCAGAUCACGAGAUACCCUCUCCUCACUUAUCUCACUGUCAUACGAUGAUAAA